Molecule: messenger RNA, 1837 nt
Organism: Bactrocera dorsalis (oriental fruit fly)
Lineage: Eukaryota; Metazoa; Arthropoda; Insecta; Diptera; Tephritidae
Gene: ImpE3
Exons: 1
Coding region: 683-1756 (357 amino acids)
Source: RefSeq, a predicted model, not a curated record
AUGACCGAAAAAAUAUAAAGUUUUAUAAAUAUUUUCCAGCAGUGCGUUUCCUCGAAUGAUGCAAUUUUAAUCUAUUGACAAAAGAAAGUUAUUAUUACAAUAUACAUAUAUUAAUAAAUUCUAUGAAACUGAGCAUGCGAUUAAUAUCCAUGUCGUAAAACACACAAAAGGGCCCUUAAAACUUUCAAUUUAAAAUAAGCUUUAAACAUACGCAUUAACUGGUUUGGUCAGUCAAUACGCUGAUUGUAGUAGCCUUUUGCAGACUUUCUAAGAGAAUCAGUACACAAGAACAAAGCGAUUAUCAAAAAUUCACCUUUCUCAUCUGCGCCUAACUUCCACGAAAUUAUACUCCAUACAGAUUUAUAUAUGUGUGUGUAAAUAUUUAAACAUUCACCUUAAUACAAGUAGUUGUAGUGACAAAAGAGGUUUUGAACUUGAGCGACGCAUUUUACCUCUGUUCGUGCGUCAAACCGCAAUAUCAGAGCUCAGUCUGCUUGGUAAACUGCUUUCGAAUACUCGUACUUGGAACUUUUCGGACGCGUCAUAAUUUAAAAAGAUUACAAUCGAACUUUUGAAAUUUGAAAUCUUAAAUAUAUCUUUCUUCGUCGUACUAAGUUGUCAAUCAUUAAAAAUGAAUAAAAUCACCGAGUAACACGAAAGCGGUUAAUUUAUGUAACUAAGUAUGCAACAAGUGUAUUCGAAAAAGUCAUCUAUCAGUCAGAUGUUGUGCCUACUUUUAGUCAGCUAUGUUAUUUUGCCAUGCACUUGGGCUGCGCCACAUCUACUCACCAGUUAUUUGCCAGCUUCCAUGCAAGCGCUCGCUUACUACAUCGACUAUUUGCAGUAUGAGCCAAUAUCAUCGACAACUGUCGAACCGCCGUUUAGUGUGAACGAUGAUGAAUUAACUAAUAUAUUUAAUGCUUCACCUACGUCCACACCGCUACCAAUGCGUACAACAACCAUUACGUUAUCCACAAAUAAGCAGCCAUCUACCUGGCUCUCAACAACUAGCCGACCAACUUGGAUCAGCACUACCAGUAGACCGUCACAAGGUAUUAGUGCCACGGGUUCUGGCUGGUGGAAACCGCCUAUUUGGUGGCAUCCUACUACCGCAGCUACUACAAAACCUACAGUGCCGCCAACACCCACACACAGGCCCGGUUUGUAUGCACCUAUAAAAUCGCCACUAAUCAAGCCGCAAACUGAAAAACGCGUCGGUUAUGAGGUAUUUGACGAAAUUGGUGAUAAUACUGAAGGUUUCGACAAAUUGACAUUGGCACUAAUACGCGAUAUACAAACAGAGGCAGAACAUGAUGAAUUUACCAACGAUGUAGAGUCUUUGGACAACUUUUUGCGCCUUUACGAUGACAAUUACGGACGAGCCGCAUUCGACAGCGAUAAUGCUGUGGAUCGUUGGUCAACCACGUCGACUGCAGGUAAAAAACGUGUACCGCCAACCAAACCAUACGUAGAAUUUUUACUGGUUUAUGAUUUGCUAAAACGCGAUGCAAAAGCCGCUAACCUCAGCAAAUACGAGGGCUAUUCGGAAGAAUUGUUAAGGGACUUACACGAUUUGUCCAGUGCUUCGGCGGAACGUCAACUGUAUACGCUUUUCAAGCGUAUGAUCGAUCGCGGUGAUGUACAACGUAGUGACGUCGUCUCUCGUUUACAAGGAAUAAUGAAGGAUUUAGCUAACCCCCAAAGUGUCACUGCAAAAGAGUUGCGCUACAUUCCAGCCAUGCCAUUUGUGCCUUGAUUGUCAAGUGCGGAACAUUAAUUUAUAAUUCAAUAAAAUCAAUAAAUUUGCCUAAAGGAAUAUUGGCUGUAUACUUAUGUA